Molecule: messenger RNA, 1270 nt
Organism: Aedes aegypti (yellow fever mosquito)
Lineage: Eukaryota; Metazoa; Arthropoda; Insecta; Diptera; Culicidae
Exons: 2
Coding region: 184-1197 (337 amino acids)
Source: RefSeq, a predicted model, not a curated record
UUCAUAAUUCAAUCUAGUAACUCGUGUUCCUCGAUAGGAAAGUGUUACCAUUAUUAGUAACGGCACCCUAUACAAGCUACGUGUUUCGCUCCAUUUUGUAAGCAAGCUCAAGUUGGACAUAAGUAGUGUUGGAAACAGUGUUUGGAAAAUAAGUCACAAUAAAGAUUCGUGUGCAAGUGUUUUAUGGUUUCUACAUUGCAACUUGAUAUUGAACCUUGGGACGAGCAUCAGGAUAAACCGAGAAACAUGGCUUCAAUGGACUGGAAGAGACCUGCGCUCGAAAUUCUUCUAAAUGUGUACAGAGACCACCCGAUCCUGUACGAUAUGCGCCACCCAAAAUACUAUGCCAAGUUGGAGCGCCAGAAAGCUUUGAACACCAUUAUUGAAAUGCUGGAAGAUCACAGACCCGGAACCACAACGGGCGACAUCCUGAAAAAGAUUCAAACCAUGAGAACGCAGUUUGGCCAGGAGUACAACAAAGUACGGAAGGCUCAAAUCAAAGGCGUCGAGUAUGUGCCCACCGUUUGGUGGUAUGAGUACUUGAAAUUUCUCCGGCAGCACAUCAAACCGAGGGCCACCUUGAAGGACGAAUUGGACGACAGCCAGGAUGGAGACGAGGAGUACAUGUCCGUCAGCCACGGCAAUGACGAGUAUGAAAAGUACGAGAUGUACGCACCGGAAGAGCAGUACGAGGUCGACAAUGAGGGCGAAUCGGAGAUAGUCUACGAAAUCCAAAGCACACCAAAAAAUAUAAAAUCGGAUAACAAUGGCGAAACCAAAUUCAUCCGCAAACGAGAGUUCGCCAGCGUAACACCAAUCAGUGGCAACGAGGAAAUCAUCUACGAAAUCACCAACGCCAACACGAUCGUUCCGAAGCGCAAAAUAGAAAUGGUCUCUCCCGUCUCCUCGGAUCACAAUCCAAAGCAACCACGGAAGGAAAAAGUGGCCGAACAACAGACACCGUCCAUCAAGGUGAUCGACAGUAGUUCGAUCGUCAAGAAGCCCGAUGCAGCCGAAAUCACUGUCGAACCGGAUCGGUAUAAAAGCUUCGGACAAUUUGUAGCUUCGCAGAUCGCCGCAGUUAAGGAUGAUUUCCUGUUCUAUUCGACGCAGAUGGAUGUACUCAAUGUCAUCAACAAGGCACAGCUGAAGCAGCUACAGAUGGACAAGGAAGCUGCUAGUAGCAGUAAAUCAUAAUCAAAUCGAUCGUUGCAGUGGUAGAUUGUAUUAAAUGUUUUAAUAAAGUUAGAUAAGUAACAGAAAGUCAUAA